Sceloporus undulatus (fence lizard) is the source of this 1667-nucleotide messenger RNA. RefSeq names its product EARP complex and GARP complex interacting protein 1 (gene EIPR1). The transcript has 9 exons. NCBI's taxonomy places the organism in Eukaryota, Metazoa, Chordata, Lepidosauria, Squamata, Phrynosomatidae. Gene Ontology annotation, biological process: protein ubiquitination. The record is from RefSeq and is a predicted model, not a curated record. Gene Ontology annotation, molecular function: protein binding. The coding region runs from base 173 to 1336 and encodes 387 amino acids.
CUCCUCGUCGUCUCCUCCUCCUCAGCGUAGCUAGAGCGUCUCCUUUUGUCUUCCCGGAAGUGGAGGAGAAAGACGGAAGCCGAAGAGGGCCGCUGUAGUAAGCUUUGCGUUUUUUCCUCCUUUCCCCCCACAUUCUGUAUAUUGUUCAAUGAGCUUCUGUUUCUGAGCAUCCAUGGAGGACGACGCCCCAGUGAUUUAUGGGCUGGAGUUCCAGGCAAGAGCUUUAACACCCCAGACCGCAGAAACAGAUGCAAUACGGUUUCUGGUUGGAACUCAGUCUCUGAAAUAUGAUAAUCAGAUUCACAUCAUUGAUUUUGAUGAUGAAAAUAACAUUAUCAACAAAAAUGUUCUACUGCAUCAAGUUGGUGAAAUUUGGCACAUAAGUGCCAGUCCAGCUGAUAAAGGGGUACUGGCAACCUGCUACAAUAAAACUUCAGACAGUAAAGUCAUGACAUGUGCUGCUGUUUGGAGGAUGCCAAAGGAAUUGGAAUCAGGCAGUCAUGAAUCCCCUGAUGAUUCAUCAAGUAACGCUCAAACCCUGGAGCUACUCUGUCACCUUGACAACACAGCCCAUGGCAAUAUGGCCGGUGUUGCUUGGGAGCCAAUGGGAGAUGGCAAAAAGUUAAUUUCUCUGGCUGAUAACCACUUGCUUCUGUGGGAUUUGCAAGAAAGUUCAAGCAAGGCUGUGCUGUCAAAUUCAGUUGCAUUGGAAGGAAAAGGACAAUUAAAAUUUACCUCUGGACGGUGGAGUCCACACCAUAAUUGCACACAGGUUGCCACAGCAAAUGACACAGCCAUUCGAGGAUGGGACAUAAGAACAAUGAAUCAAAUAUAUUGUAUUGAAAAUGCUCAUGGACAACUGGUACGGGACCUAGAUUUUAAUCCCAACAAACAGUACUAUCUGGCUAGUUGUGGAGAUGACUGCAAGGUGAAAUUUUGGGACACCAGAAAUGUCAAUGAGCCAGUGAAGACACUAGAGGAGCAUUCCCACUGGGUUUGGAAUGUCCGUUACAACCAUUCCCAUGACCAGCUAGUGCUUACAGGGAGCAGUGACAGCAGAGUCAUUCUUUCCAACAUGGUUUCCAUUUCUUCUGAACCUUUUGGGCAUCUGGUAGAUGAUGAUGAACUAAGCGAUCAGGAAGACCAUAAUCAGGAGGACAAGAUUAAAGAGCCACUUCAGGACAGCAUAAUAGCUACCUACGAAGAACAUGAAGAUAGCGUAUAUGCUGUGGAAUGGUCCUCAGCCGACCCAUGGCUAUUUGCCUCGUUAAGUUAUGAUGGACGGCUUGUUAUUAACAGAGUUCCCAGAGCUCUUAAAUACCACAUACUGUUAUAAAUCUGUUCAUAUUUUUUGAGCUUCAUUAUCUCAAUAUUGGCUGAUAAUUGAAAAUAUUCUUAUUUCUCAAGUAAGUGUCAUACAUGGAAUAUCAGCAUUUUGCCUCCAGUGUAAAUAUUUAAAAAUUAAAGAACUGCUUUGAAAAGGACAGUUCCCCCCUGUUUUCUGUUGAGUAGUGACUAUAGUUAGGUUUUUAAUCCAAAUAAUCAAGAACAUAUUACGAUGAAACUUCAUUGUUUUCCUGCAAGAAUUAGUUGAACUCUGAGGGUAAGAUCCAAAGUUGUGUGAGCAGAAGGCUUGUGGUACUACCUUAGUUACAUCCUGUUUCAAC